Messenger RNA from Aspergillus oryzae RIB40, 1017 nucleotides. Its product is annotated as cysteine-rich secreted protein. NCBI's taxonomy places the organism in Eukaryota, Fungi, Ascomycota, Eurotiomycetes, Eurotiales, Aspergillaceae. The record is from RefSeq and is a predicted model, not a curated record. The coding region runs from base 1 to 1017 and encodes 338 amino acids. The transcript has 2 exons.
AUGAAGCCUUCUCAACUCAGCCUGCUGGUCCUCCUCUUCCAGGCCUCCUCCAUUCAGGCCAAGACGUACAAGAAGAAUGUCCCGACAUUCGAAGUUGGCCCUGAUGUGGUCAUCACCGACAACAAGAUUGAGUACGAUGAUCCCGACUGUGAUCCCGGGUUUACAUGCAGAACAAGCAAGACCUGUGCCGCGCCGGGUACCGUUCCCACCCUCACCGGCGACAAGAAGUACUUUUCUUGCUGCUUGAAGGGACUGAACCUUCUUGGUAGCCCUGAGACAGCAUUCGACUGCUGUGCCGAAGGCCAUGACCUUGCUGGCUCUGGAGAAGUUGGCUAUAGGUGCUGCCCAACUGGACAGAUCUAUGACGGCCUGAUCUGCAAGCCGGUAUGCGCGAAUGGCAAAGUUCUUGUCGACGGCAAGUGUGUCUGCCCGAAAGACACAGUCGAAGGUCUGGACGGGGCCUGCCAUGAACAAAUCUGCACUUCCGGGUUAACAUCUGGUAAAUGCUACACCUUCACCGCACCCAAUGGCAACACCCUAGGCUCCGGCGCCGACGGAAUCUACUACGCCAAACCCGACGACAUGAACUUCCACUAUGGUAAAUUCCAGCUUUGUCUGGACGAGAAGUGCGAGGGCAACCUCCCCAUCAACCCCCAGGACGGAGUGUACAUUAGAGACCUGUACGGCGACGUCAAGACCGGCGCGAACAAGGGCCAGUGGCUCAACAAUGCAAAGGAUGGCGCCCAUAUCGGCAAGACCAAGGACUUUGCCGCAGCCGGCAAAUUCUCUUUGAGCAAGUGGCCAUGCGGAAAGUACUGUCUUGGAGGCGUUGAGUGGGGUGUCGGUCCCGCUUGUCCUUCUCUGACACCUGCGAUUACCUUCUUCUCACAGGAUCCGCAGAUGUGUACUGCCUUUGAUCUCACUGAGAUCCCUUGUGAUAUUAAGGCGCCUGCCAAUAACUGUAUUUGGAAGAGUGGGAAGAACCAGUGCUGUGGUAAGGUUGAUUGCGGUCUGUGA